Calypte anna (Anna's hummingbird) is the source of this 1513-nucleotide messenger RNA. It is a transcript of the gene BCKDHB, whose product is annotated as branched chain keto acid dehydrogenase E1 subunit beta. Lineage: Eukaryota; Metazoa; Chordata; Aves; Apodiformes; Trochilidae. Gene Ontology annotation, biological process: branched-chain amino acid catabolic process; response to nutrient. The coding region runs from base 2 to 1162 and encodes 386 amino acids. Gene Ontology annotation, molecular function: catalytic activity. The record is from RefSeq and is a predicted model, not a curated record. The transcript is spliced from 11 exons.
GAUGGCGAUGGCGGCAGGGCUGGGGCUGCGCGGGGUCCGCGCCUCCGGGGCGGCGGUGUCAGUGGCGGUACGCACCCGUGGCGACGGGCUCUGGAGCCGCCUGACCACGGCACCGACCGUGACGCGCCGGUUUGCGGCCCACUUCGCUUUCCAGCCGGACCCGGCACCCAGCGCGUACGGGCAAACUCAGAAGAUGAAUCUUUUCCAGUCUAUAACAAGUGCCUUGGACAAUGCUUUAGCCAAAGAUCCAACUGCAGUAAUAUUUGGUGAAGAUGUGGCCUUUGGUGGUGUCUUCAGGUGUACAGUUGGCUUGCGAGACAAAUAUGGUAAAGAUAGAGUUUUCAACACCCCUUUGUGUGAACAAGGAAUUGUUGGCUUUGGUAUUGGAGUUGCUGUUGCAGGCUCUACAGCCAUUGCAGAAAUUCAGUUUGCAGAUUACAUUUUUCCAGCAUUUGAUCAGAUUGUAAAUGAAGCAGCAAAAUAUCGCUACCGCUCUGGAGAUCUCUUUAAUUGUGGAAGCCUCACGAUCAGAGCCCCCUGGGGCUGUGUGGGUCACGGUGCAUUGUAUCACUCUCAAAGUCCAGAGGCUUUUUUUGCUCACUGUCCUGGAAUAAAGGUUGUUAUUCCAAGGAGUCCUCUUCAGGCCAAAGGACUGCUGCUUUCAUGCAUAGAGGACAAAAAUCCAUGCAUAUUCUUUGAACCUAAAAUACUUUACAGAGCUGCAGUGGAACAGGUUCCCGUGGAGCCCUACAACAUUCCACUGUCACAAGCUGAGGUGCUGCAGACAGGCAGUGAUGUGACACUGGUUGCCUGGGGCACUCAGGUACAUGUGAUCAAAGAGGUGGCAGCUCUGGCUCAAGAGAAGCUAGGUGUGUCCUGUGAAGUUAUUGAUCUGAGGACCAUCUUACCCUGGGAUACAGAGACUGUUUGCAAGUCAGUGGUGAAAACUGGGAGGUUGCUGAUUAGCCACGAGGCUCCCUUGACAGGAGGAUUUGCUUCUGAAAUAAGUUCCACAGUUCAGGAGGAAUGCUUUUUGAAUUUAGAAGCUCCUAUUUCAAGAGUAUGUGGCUAUGACACACCUUUCCCUCACAUCUUUGAGCCUUUCUACAUCCCAGACAAAUGGAAAUGCUAUGAUGCUCUUCGAAAAAUGAUUAACUACUGAGCAGUAAGUAGUACAGAGAUGAGAAGAAUAACAUGGAAAUACAGAAGCUGCCUUCAAAACUCUUGACACUUUACGCAGAUCUUUGGGGUUUGGAAAUCACAUAGCAGACUGUUUUCUCUGAACUCCACAGUUCUUAACACUCAUCUUGGCUAUUCUUCAGAAAGUACAAAUCUUCUUUAAUUAUGAAAUACGAAAUCAGCAGGUGAUUGCUAUAAUAAGUAGUUUUCAGGUGUAUUUAAAGAUAUUCCAGAUGUCAUAUUAAUUGCCAUGCUUCACUAGGUUACAUCUGUAAACUUCACUCUGUAAAUAUUAAAAGCAGGAUUUUAUUCAAUAAAAUAUAUAUUAUGCACA